AUGGUAGAAACUGGAUUUGAAAUAGAAUGGUCACUCGAUACCCAAAUUCAGACCACUCUUAGCCCAUCAUCGCCCUCCAUUAAUCCAGAAAAUGUUACAAUUCGUUCUGAUAAGGCUAAACUAAGUACGAAUCACUUUACAACAAUCGAAUAUCCAUCUGCCUUCAGAACAGGGACCGAGGCAACUAGCUCUUCAUCUCGUUCCCGAGGGACUCUUAUCACUGCCGUAAAUGACUCGAUAGGAGGGCUUUCGGUAAGCUCUGCUUCAGCUCGUCCCUCGCUCCCACAAAUUCUUCAGUCACCUCGCCACCUCUGUUAUAACGUUAACCUGUCCUCCAAUAGUCGUAGAGAUACUGCCUUGCCGUUGGAGAAGCGGGCUCGGACCAAAAGUGGUGACGGCUGCAUCUACGAGCAUCAAAGCAAAUUCCCGGGUGAGAAGUGGCCAGUAGACCGCUCUUCAGCCAACCCUAGACCUAUCAACUCUGCAAAUACUAACUCACUUGGUCUGCAAUCACCAGAAUUGUCAUCAGGCACUGGUUUAAAUCAAAAGGUGAAAUCAUUAUCAGCUUCGUUAGACUGCCGACCGAUAUCCAUGUACCUGCCUGGUUCUGCUUGGCCUGUCGCUCCUCGUCAUUUGCACUGCUCAGAUCAUACUGGGCCGGUGCCAGUAUCAUGUGGACGCUUCGUCAAAUCGACGACAGACUUUAAUAAACCGACCGUAUCCUGCUUAGAGCAGACCCAAAGUCCUAUAAAUGUUACUGACUCCUCUCCAUCCCUGUCAGCAUAUCCUGUCCCAGAGAUGCGACCAAUCAAGAACGAUAUACACUCAGAUUUAGUUCAAAAUUUCAGUUCUGAACCGCAUCACGCUUCAUCUUCCCCACCCAUAUUCGACUUAGCAACAUCUGUCCAGCCUAUUAAUCACGGCGAUCCGAUCACCUCUUUAACUCUACCAAUUUGCCCUAAUUCCUUAGAAGAGUCUUCCACUUCGCAUGCACAUUCUCUCCAAAUUGGAUUGCGUUCCAGCGAUUACGCCUCCUCUCCGGCCAAGCCAUCCGAAAACUCGCCAUCCACUCCAUUGCUUCGAUUACAAACUUCAUCCAUAUCUGCCUACAAGUUAGAAAGGUCCAGGGAACCAAGUUGGGUUCAAGUCGAUUCUCCAAUUUAUCAGUCUUACUUGCCAGUAAAUAUGGCAUCUACACCUGCAUUGUCGCCAUUGCGGUCAACCAAGCAGCCCCGGAAUCUUCAGUGUAGAAAGACCUCUCAUUAUAUACAGGACGGCCAAACGCUGGAACCACCCGCAAAGCCGGCCUGGCAAGUCACUAGCACUUCGGGCAAAGCAGAUUUAGGAAUUAAGACUAGUUUUCUCCUGAAGACUGGCGUAAACGGGAAAAGUGGAAGCAGUAGUACUAUUAUGACUGGCGGCAACUCUAGGUGGAUUAAAGAGGAAAAAGCACUACCUUCUAUUCGUAAAGGUUGGCCAUUUUAA
Protopolystoma xenopodis is the source of this 1485-nucleotide messenger RNA. NCBI's taxonomy places the organism in Eukaryota, Metazoa, Platyhelminthes, Monogenea, Polystomatidea, Polystomatidae. The record is from the annotation of a GenBank genome assembly.